CUUGAUUCAUCAUCUCGACUGAUGUGGUGCGUGCAUACAGGUAUAUAAGUCUUACACACCUGCUCCACACCAACGUCUUGAACAACGCCGCCUGACCUCACACUGCAAAGAGUAAACGUGCCUUGAGCGAGUCCACACAGCAUGCUGCCCCGGAGAGCGGCUGAUGUCCGGCAGAGCGUCCUGACGAGCCGCUGGCUGCCCGCUGCUCUGGCUCUGCUGCUCUCCACGCGCCUCAGCAGCGCGCACAGCACCACCGUAGAGCACGACUUCCACAUAGUCCACAAUGUGGACAACAGGAGUCCAGAGAUUGAUCCCUUCUGGUACGUGGGGCGUGGGGUGAGACCCAUAGGUCGGUUUGGGAAGAGACACAGUGUGGAAGUCGAUCUGAGCAGCCGGGACAUACAGCCUGUGCUCCGGACUCUAGAGCUGCUCCUCAACAGCCUGAAGACCAAGGACCAGCUCCGCAAUGUCCCAUUAGACGCAGACGACCAGGACUGGCUGCCAUGA
This is a messenger RNA of Boleophthalmus pectinirostris (great blue-spotted mudskipper), 507 nucleotides long. It is a transcript of the gene prlh2, whose product is annotated as prolactin releasing hormone 2. The transcript is spliced from 3 exons. Lineage: Eukaryota; Metazoa; Chordata; Actinopteri; Gobiiformes; Gobiidae. The record is from RefSeq and is a predicted model, not a curated record. Gene Ontology annotation, molecular function: hormone activity. Bases 142 to 507 code for a protein of 121 amino acids.